This is a messenger RNA of Phytophthora infestans T30-4, 939 nucleotides long. Its product is annotated as M96 mating-specific protein family. The transcript is spliced from 4 exons. The record is from RefSeq and is a predicted model, not a curated record. Lineage: Eukaryota; Oomycota; Peronosporomycetes; Peronosporales; Peronosporaceae. The coding region runs from base 550 to 939 and encodes 129 amino acids.
GCUUCUUGCUCGACGAUACCGACCAAAGCGUCAUGGAGGCGGCGCUGUCUCUUGUAGACGAAUUUUCAGGUGGUACAUUAGGCGCUGAAGACCCUUUCACAGCGUCCACAGCUCGAGCACCGCAGGAAGACUGCGCCCAACCUGAAAUAAUGCGGCGCAACCAGGUCAACGAAAGAAAGAAAAUACUGCGCGCUGCGGGCGUCUACGGCAACUCGAACCACAUUGACCUAGAGGUACUCAAAAGGAAGAAGGGUGGAGGCAACACCAGAACGAGAACUAGGGCCGCUAGACUUGCAAGGUGACGUGGCAAACGGUCUGAACAAUAUGGUCGUGACUCGAAGUGAUGUCCAAGUAAGAGACGGAGCAGGCGGCAAGUAUGUUGAGUUGUUUUUCAACAAGGUGCUACCAUUCAAGCUGCAAGACGCAAGGGAAGCUACGUGGGAACACUUUCGCGGAUCCGAGAAGCACAUGGGCAAUGGCAGCGUGUACAAGAAGACAGCACAGGACGCUAAUGCGCCCUGCACAAUUCUCGAAGAUUUCACGAAGGAGAUGCACUCCAACAGUGCUCGGGCAGAUGCAAGAAUGAAGCAAGUCGUUAGGCGUCAUGUUGAACCCAACCGCGACGUUGUUAUUGCUGUCGUGAGCGUCAACCCGGCCGAAGUGAGGAACAAGAGGCUCUGUGGGUUGAGAUACCAAGUGCGAAGCUACGCAGUGACCAAGUGGUCUGCUGCAUCAACACCUGAGCACGAGGUGUCUCAGCUGCAGUGCUGCUCACUUAUUUCAUUCGACGAGGAGACGGAGGCGAAGCUCGGAUCUGAUGCUAUUCAAGCCCUUAUUAAUUUUCUUAUCGUCAGCUUAGCUGCCAAGAUGCAAGGACACCAGGAUUGCAUCGAAAACGCUCUCAUGGACCAUGCCCUCCUACCACAGCAAGUUUUAUGA